GUGAGGCAGAAAAUCGAGCAGCACUUGGUCAGGAUUCCUAAUUGGCCCGCCUUGGUUGAAGAUGCCAUAUGCCUUCUGCGGGGUCCAAGCCAGCGAACUCCAAAAGCAGCUCUACCUCCCGCACUAGCCAUUGCUACUACGCCUUGCUGUGCGACUGGUGACGACCUUUUAGCAAUGGCAGCUGUCUCACCAACUAAAGGGCGCAGUCGAAGUCCAGCAGUUCGGUUACAAGCGGCGCAUCCAUCGAUUUCUCCUCGGUCAUCCCUCCUCCCUAACCGAUCAGCCAGUGUAACACCUCGAACCGCAGUCUUCGAGCCUCCCACAAGGGACAGCUCCGGUUGCGUGUUCCAAGGCCAACUUUCACGUCGCUCCUCCAUCGAUAGAUUCUCCCACCUUAUUCCCGGCUCACCGACCCCUUCCGCUCUAGAUUCACGCACAAUCGUCACACCGCCGUUUCCACACUCACAACUUUCACUUAUGUACACACACAAUGUCGUCUUCGCGUACAUCGUCUUCAACGAGUUCUGUCUCGAACUGGCGGGUCUCUGCUGCGAACACAGUGUGUCAGUGGCAAGUGUGCAGCCUCAGUUUGAGAAGACUAUGGAACUGGAGCGAUGUCUGGCGGACUUUUGA
This is a messenger RNA of Hydatigera taeniaeformis, 633 nucleotides long. The record is from the annotation of a GenBank genome assembly. Lineage: Eukaryota; Metazoa; Platyhelminthes; Cestoda; Cyclophyllidea; Taeniidae.